This is a messenger RNA of Chrysemys picta bellii (western painted turtle), 978 nucleotides long. RefSeq names its product olfactory receptor 52E8-like. NCBI's taxonomy places the organism in Eukaryota, Metazoa, Chordata, Testudines, Emydidae. Gene Ontology annotation, biological process: G protein-coupled receptor signaling pathway. Gene Ontology annotation, cellular component: plasma membrane. Gene Ontology annotation, molecular function: olfactory receptor activity; G protein-coupled receptor activity. The record is from RefSeq and is a predicted model, not a curated record.
AUGUCAGAUUCCAACACAACCGACUUCACCAACCCCUCCACCUUCAUCCUGCUCGGCAUUCCUGGCCUGGAGGGAGCUCAUGUCUGGAUCUCCAUCCCCUUCUGCACCAUGUACAUCAUAGCCAUUUUGGGGAACUUCACCAUCCUUUUCAUUGUGAAAAUGGACCCGAGCCUCCAUGGGCCCAUGUACUAUUUCCUCUGUAUGCUGGCCGUCACUGACCUGGUCCUGUCUACGUCCAUCAUGCCCAAGACUUUGAGCAUCUUCUGGUUCAAUUCCAGGGAGAUUGAUUUUAGUGCCUGCCUCAUCCAGAUGUACUUCAUUCACUGCUUCUCAACGAUGGAGUCUGGAAUCUUUCUGGCCAUGGCUUUUGAUCGUUAUGUGGCCAUCUGUGAUCCCCUGAGACAUUCCACCAUCCUGACAAACCCUGUGGUAGCCAAGAUCGGCCUAGCUGUGGUGCUGCGUGGCGGCCUGCUUGUACUUCCCCAUCCCUUCCUGGUGAGGCAAUGGCCAUAUUGCAGAACCAACAUCAUCCCCCACACAUACUGUGAGCACAUAGCUGUGGUGAAACUGGCCUGCGCAGACAUCCGUAUCAGUAGUUACUACAGCCUCUCUGUGGCAUUCUUGGUGACUGGUGUAGAUGUGUUUUUUAUUGCCGUGUCCUAUACCAAGAUCCUCAGGGCCAUCUUCUGCCUCCCCACAAAGGACGCCCGCCUCAAAACUUUUGGGACCUGCAGCUCCCAUCUCUGUGUCAUCUUAACCUUUUACAUCCCAGGUCUCUUCUCCUUCAUCACGCACCGGUUUGGCCACAACGUGCCCCUGUAUUUCCACGUUCUCUUUGCCAACAUGUACCUCCUGGUGCCCCCCAUGCUAAACCCCAUCAUCUACGGGGUGAGGACCAAACAGAUCCGGGACAGGCUGCUCCACCUGAUCGGCCUCAGACCCUGCCUCCUGGAUGGAGCCUUGCAGAAUAUCCUAUAG